This is a messenger RNA of Rhinopithecus roxellana (golden snub-nosed monkey), 2690 nucleotides long. It is a transcript of the gene CYS1, whose product is annotated as cystin 1. The transcript is spliced from 3 exons. Lineage: Eukaryota; Metazoa; Chordata; Mammalia; Primates; Cercopithecidae. The coding region runs from base 194 to 670 and encodes 158 amino acids. The record is from RefSeq and is a predicted model, not a curated record.
CUCGCCCGCCCCUCUCCAGGCUCGGGUUCGCACCCCCGUCUCGGCGCCCUAGCCCCUGGCCGCGGCCGCUUCCCGGGCCUCACCCCGCGCCUACCCCUGCAGCCCGCCCCGGCCGCACCCCCCAGCGUCCCCGCCCCCGGCCGCGCCCCCUCACCGGGGCCUGCUCGGCGGUCCCGGAGGCGGCGGGCGCGCCAUGGGCAGCGGCAGCAGCCGGAGCGGCCGGACCCUGAGGCGGCGGCGCAGCCCCGAGAGCCUCCCCGCGGGGCCGGGAGCGGCUGCCCUGGAGGGCGGGACCAGGCGGCGGAUGCCGGUGGCGGCGGCCGAGGCCCCGGGGGCAGCGGCGGUGGAGGCGCCCGGCCGCGACCCCAGCCCCGUGGCGACCCCCGACGGCAGGGACGAGACGCUGCGCCUUCUGGACCAGCUGCUGGCCGAGUCGGCGGCCUGGGGCCCCCCGGAGCCUGCCCCGCGCCGCCCAGCCCGGCCCCGACCCACCGCGAUCGCGGGGAGCGCGGUGUCUGCAGAGCAGAGCACAGAGGGCCACCCGGGGAGCGGCAGUGUCUCUGAAGCUCCAGGCAGUAGUGGCAAGAAGCCCGGGAGGCCGGCAGCCAUCUCCUACGACCACGCGGAAGAGGGGCUGAUGGCGAGCAUCGAGCGGGAGUACUGCCGCUGAGGACAGUAUGCCCCACUGGGCCUCGGAGGCACCUGCUGGCUGGGGCACCCCCUCCUCGCCCAGAGCUCUAGCAGGAGCUGAACCACUUCCAAAACGCAGUCACUCCCGGAUAUUCAAAGCUGACCUUGCAAAUCCACUUUCAGACCGUGCUGACCUGGGCCAGCCACUGGCGGUCAUGGUUGCUGGUGGGGGCGACUAGCUGUGCAGACCCACAGGUGCGUGGGCCCGGGCAGCCGGCGCCUCCUCCCCAACGCAGGGAGCCUGCCCGAUUCUCCUGGAGCCUGAAAUGCGUGCACCUCUUGGUUGCCCGCUCUCCAUAGUGGGGAGGGCUCACGAGGCUUGGGUGACACAAGCGAGCCCCUCCUGGCAUCCGCGCCACAACACUUCCGGAAGGUUCCGCUGUGGAAGGUACACCCGCGCUGCUCCCUCAGUCUCAGGCCCAUCUCUCCAGGGGUGACCGGGUCAAUUUAGAGCUUCUCAACUUUAACUCCCUAAUGAGCAGCCUGGGGGUGCUGUUGACAUGCAGGGGCUGAGGUUCUGUACGUCUAACCAGCUCCCCAGCCCAGGCCCAAGCUCCGAAGCCCCAACUGCACUUUGAGGAGUGAGAAUCCCAGCUUUGAUCUGCCUUGCAGUGGGAGGUAGAGCGCAUCACUGCCUCUCUGGGCCUCAGUUUCCCUCUCUGGAAAAUCAGCUCUGGCAGCUCUUGGAGGCCCUCCCCAGCUCUGACAAUCUGGAACUGCACAAGCCCAGGCUGCCACUGCUGUUCCCCCACCCCAGGCACAGCACUGCCUUCCCUGCGGGGAGCCAGCGCCCAGGUCCCACGGGGAGAGGGUCUGCCUGACACUGGCUUUCCAGUUCUCCCUCUCACAGGCAGCCUGGCCAGUGCCUACGGGGCUUUUAAAUUCUCUUCCCGCCUAGGUGGAAGGUGGGAAACCACAGCAGUAAGGCAGGAAGAGCCUUGGAAUAUUCCUGGUUGACAGAUGGGAAAAUUGACCUGCCCAGGACGCCCUGGGAACAGGGGGCGGAGCUCCGGCUAGAGGGGACUCCUGUGUGGGCGGGCAGGUCUGGAGUCUGCCUCCUGUGUGCGGGGUGGUGCGGCCUGCUGGGGGACAGCUCGGGGAGAACUGCGGGGAGAACAGCGGUCUAGGGAGGCAGGAGGCAGGCGGCAGGCUCCUCCCCAGCAGCCUGGAGGACAUCAGGACAGAGGGGGAAGGAGGAAACAGCGCGGCUUCUGCUGAAACCAGUACAAGCCUGGUUAUCUGGCUUGACCCGCCAACACGGAGGCCCCCCCACCGUUUUCUUUUUCCCGGAGAAGAGCUCCGCUCGCACGUCCUUAGAACAUGGCAGAGCAGGAGCAUCUCAGGAACCAACGGCCAGCUCCUUGGCGCUGUCCCCAGACCCACAGGACUGCUGCGGCCAUUUGCAAACGGGCAUUUCCUUGAACUUCUGAGAGUGCCUUUGACCAGCUGUUCGCAGCUGGGAAACUCCAAGUUUCGAAGUCGGAGCUUGGAGCGGCCCCGGCAAGGGCAUGGCUCAAACCCUCCGCAGAGCUGGGAGCCAUUGCUCAUGCAAGCCCAACCGAUUCUUUUGAUAUAAAGAUGUAAGUCUUUAUAUCAAAUACAUCUUUUAAAAUAAGUUAACAUUUUAUUUCUUACCACCAGAUGGAUAAGGCUUUGAAUUUAAUCAUGUAAAUGUUUGUAAUUUUACGUCAUUUUGUUAAAAUGGGACGUUUUCAAUUGGUUUCCAAGAAAAAGAUAAUACCUCUGCACUUUCUGGUGGAAAACGCAUAAUACCCUUGAUGAGAUCAAUGUGUUACGGAAAAAAAUUCCAAAAGUAGUUACAAGCUAUAUCAAUGUCAAAGUAAAUGCACUUCAUCAAAGCUAAGAAGUCACAGGAAUUGUUCUCAGGUCUUUAAAAAAAUUUUUCCUGAAUUCAGGAACAGUGUCUUCUGAACAGCAGCUAGCCAGAUAAAGUGGUAUGUGUGUACUGCAGCUGCAGGUGAACUUAAAAAUAAUAACAA